GCCUUUUGAAUUCUCUUAUUUAAUUGACUAACCAUAGCAACUCGAUUAUCAUUUUUCAAUUCUUAUCAUCAAAACUGGUCCCAAGGAGCCAGAAACACCAAAGCCAAAAACACUUCCUUUGUUACACAAGAUGAAAACAGUUUCUCUUGUCCACAAAACAGAAGAACUGGCUAAUAAAACAGUGGUUUUUGAUUUUGAGGGUACCUUGUUAAGAUCAGCUUCACUGUUUCCUUACUUCAUGCUGGUUGCUUUUGAAGCUGGUGGGUUGCUAAGGUCUCUCGUGUUGUUUGUCUCAUACCCUUUGGUGUGGCUGGUUGGUGAAGAUCAACUUGGCUUGAAGAUCAUGGUUUUCUUGACCCUUUUUGGCAUAAAAAAGGACACGUUCAGAAUAGGGUCAGCUGUUCUGCCAAAGUUCUUCUUAGAAAACAUGGGGUGGGAAGGCUUUGAAGCUAUUAUGCGUUGUAACAAAAAGGUGGCAUCAAGUAAGUUGCCAAGGGCCAUGGUUGAAGGUUUCUUGAAGGACUACUUGGGGGUUGAGGGUGUUAUAGCAAGAGACAUCAAGUCCUUCAAAGGGUAUUUUUUGGGAUUGUUUGAGGAAAAGAAGGAAAACAACACCCCUACCCAUAGAUAUGAUGAGGCUACAGCAGGCAACGACAACACUAUUAGUAUCACUGGUAGCCAUAUUGAGUAUAUUGACCAAGAGCUUUUCCCUUAUUUCAAGCAGAAGGUUUGCUUAAUGUUAAGCUCAGAGGAGAGGAGAAAUUGGCAUGUCCUUCCAAAAGAGAGGUAUCCAAAGCCAUUGAUCUUCCAUGAUGGAAGGUUGGCAUUCAGGCCAACCCCUGCAUCUUCUCUAGCUUUCUUCAUGUGGUUACCCCUUGGACUAUUCCUUUCCAUCUGCAGAUUCACCUUUGGCACUGCAUUGCCCUUCAAUUUAUCUGCUCCAGUAUUGGCCUUCUCAGGGACAAGAACCACUCUUUCAAGACCCCAAAACCCUUUGUCAUUGGUCCAAAAUGAGGAAAACCAAAAGGGCAUGCUCUAUGUGUGCAACCACAGAACCUUGCUUGACCCUCUUUACAUUGCAUAUGUUUUGGACAAACCUCUCUCUGCAGUUACAUACAGCUUGAGCAGAUUCAAUGAGCUAGUAGCCCCCAUCAGAACCAUAAGACUAACAAGGGACAGAGAAAGAGACAGAGAAACAAUGGACAAAUUGCUGAGCCUAGGAAACCUUGUGGUGUGUCCUGAGGGAACAACUUGCAGGGAACCUUAUUUGCUAAGGUUCAGUCCUUUGUUUGCUGAACUCACUGAUGACAUUGUUCCUGUGGCGGUUGAUGUUAAGGUUAGCAUGUUCUAUGGAACAACAGCUAGUGGACACAAAUGUUUGGACCCGUUUUUCCACUUCAUGAACCCGAAUCCCACGUACUUCAUUAAAAUCCUCGACAGGGUACCGCUGUCAGAAACAUGUCUUGGAGGUGGAAGAUCAAGAAUUGAAGUUGCCAAUUUUGUGCAACGUGAGAUUGGGAAUGCUUUAGGAUUUGCAUGCACCAGCUUGACCAGAAAAGACAAGUACAUGAUCUUGGCAGGUAACGAGGGUGUCAAUGAAGGGCCUUGUCAUAACUGCAAGUAGCUACUGGCUUUGUGUCAAACUUUAGAGAGAAGAAAUUAUUACAUAAUCCGAGAAGUAUGAUGGUGUCUACCAAUUUUCAUGUAACAUGUUACGGAGUUUUCCCGAAUCUUUUUCAUGAAAUGAAAUUCUCAAUUGCAUAUCAUAUAAAUUAAGAUUGGUUGUAUGGUGGUCGCGCAUCAUGUAAUACUUUUUUCUUAAGCAACAAAUAGUUAUGAAUGUUACACGUAUGUGAUGAUACUUACAUGGUUAACUUUUUUAUGCUGUC
This is a messenger RNA of Glycine soja, 1889 nucleotides long. Its product is annotated as probable glycerol-3-phosphate acyltransferase 2. Gene Ontology annotation, cellular component: membrane. Lineage: Eukaryota; Viridiplantae; Streptophyta; Magnoliopsida; Fabales; Fabaceae. Gene Ontology annotation, biological process: cutin biosynthetic process. The coding region runs from base 131 to 1624 and encodes 497 amino acids. The record is from RefSeq and is a predicted model, not a curated record. Gene Ontology annotation, molecular function: phosphatase activity; glycerol-3-phosphate 2-O-acyltransferase activity. The transcript has 2 exons.